CGUGAUGACGCAACAAGGCGGGAAUUCUUACAGGCUCUCGUUAAACGCUCAGAAGUCGCGUCAGUCAAAUGUUCGCCGAUUAAAACCGCGUAUGAACGCUCGACUUGAACGUAGGAAGAAAUAAACACGACAGCGGGGCUACAAAUGAACGCGGAAUCCGUUGUUGAUGACUCGCACGUCAAAGUUACGCCAAGGCAAAGGGGCGUGUCUUUACGGAGAAGACCUCCAGAUCCCGGAUGUAACGCCAGGAGCGUCAGUUCAGGUUUUAAAUCUCCAGUUCAGAAGACCGGUGUGGUGAAGUCUCCAGUGCGUCCUGAGGAAGAAGUCCAGGAGCUCAAGAAAACGCUUGACCGGCUGGAUUCAGAGAUCGCCUUGUUGGAAAAGGAGGGAUUCGUCGUAGAAGAGCUGGAUCAACACAUCGACCUGCUGCACGAAUACAAUGACAUCAAAGACAUCGGACAAACUCUGCUGGGCAGAUUAGCCUCCAGCCUCGCUGUGACUUCAGCUGGUCUGAGGGCCAGAGGGGGUCUGCGCCACGUCAUUCUCCUCCAUGUGAUCGCCGACAAAGACAACCGUCUCUCUGUGUCUCUCUCAGCCGGCCUGCGCGGAGUGACCACGCGAGACUUGUACAGUCACUUUGGCCUCGAGUUGGACGACUGACUGAGCUUCGUGAGAGGAUACGGAGCGCCUGGAAGAUGCAUCGGGCUGCUUUCUUCAUGCUGUUGUGUCCGAGGAGAGAAACUGAGACGCGUAACAUUCUUAAAGGAAUAGUUCAGCUAAAAAAAAAAAUGCACUCGCCCUCGGGACAUUCGAGAUGUAGAUGAGCUUUGAUGUAGAUGUAGAAGCGUGGCAUUGCAUCACUUGUUCAUCGAUCGAUGCUCUGCAGUGAAUGGGUGCCGUCGUCAUAAUAACGCCACAAUCAUCCACAGCGCUCCGGUCCAGCGCUCAUGAAGUGAAACGUUUGAAAGACACACAAUCCUCCAUGAGGCGUUUUUUAACUUCUAAUUAAUAACUAAUUCUUCUGAAUUGGGGAAUAAAUGAGUGAAUGGCUUUUUCACGGAACAAAGCUUUAUUAGAGAUCGUAAACCUAUUUUUUUGGCCAGAAGCGAAGGUUCGACGUGAAAACGUGUUACAGAUACGUUUGUUUCACACAGAUACACAGCUUUUGACUUCACAGGAUGGACUGGAGUGCUGUGGAUUAUUGUAAUGUUUUAUCUGCUGUUUGGACUCAUUCUGACGGCACCCAUUCACUGCAUCAUUAGUGAGCAAAUAAUGUAAUGCAAUUUUUUUCUCCAUCUCUUCCCAUGAAGAAACAACCUCGUCUGCAUCCUGGAUGUCUUGAGGGUGAAUCCGUUUUAACCAGAUUUUUGGUUGAACUAUUUAUUUUUUAACUCCGAUCCAUGAUACACAUGAACCUUCAAAGAAAUGGAAAGGCUUCUGUCAACAUUAUGAGAAGAAUUGCCUCGGAGUUUAUCUCGCCUCCUGCACUGCACACAUUUUUCCUCGCAUUGUGUUUGUGCCAAAAGCAAGGGGUUUUUCUUCACGAGAGGCCGUGUAUGAGAAUCUGUCUACACCCUUGAAGGUGUCAUCCACAUCUGGUGAAUUAAAGCAAACACACUUCUGUCAUCGUCUACUCGCCUUCACGUUGCUUCAAAACCUAAACCUGUGACUGAAUUUCUUCGCGGAACCCAAAAUGAGAUGAAACUUUGAAGAAAACUCUUAUUUAGAGCCCAAAGAGCAGCGUGGACGUUCUUCAAACAAUGCUCCAUUGCAAAAAAAAAGCUAGUCAUUAAAGUUUGGAGCAGUGUAAUACAAAUGUUAGUUUAUGGGUGAUCUAUUCCAUCCAUUCCAUUGAUUUAAUUAUGCAGUAUUGUUGAUUUCAGUUUGUUAAUUUACAUAAAAUAAAAUUCAUUUUAUGUGCUA
This is a messenger RNA of Puntigrus tetrazona (Sumatra barb), 1923 nucleotides long. RefSeq names its product SWI5 homologous recombination repair protein (gene swi5). Lineage: Eukaryota; Metazoa; Chordata; Actinopteri; Cypriniformes; Cyprinidae. The coding region runs from base 145 to 660 and encodes 171 amino acids. Gene Ontology annotation, cellular component: Swi5-Swi2 complex; Swi5-Sfr1 complex. Gene Ontology annotation, biological process: double-strand break repair via homologous recombination. The record is from RefSeq and is a predicted model, not a curated record. The transcript is spliced from 5 exons.